Podospora anserina S mat+ is the source of this 1137-nucleotide messenger RNA. RefSeq lists its product as uncharacterized. The transcript is spliced from 2 exons. NCBI's taxonomy places the organism in Eukaryota, Fungi, Ascomycota, Sordariomycetes, Sordariales, Podosporaceae. Bases 1 to 1137 code for a protein of 378 amino acids. The record is from RefSeq and is a predicted model, not a curated record.
AUGGCCGACGUUCAAAAAAAGCUCAUCGUGGUGUUGGGUGCCACCGGUAACCAGGGCGGUGCUGUUGCCCGCCGUUUUCUCCAGGACCCGCAAUACGCCGUUCGCGGCUUGACCCGCAAUGUCUCGUCGCCCGCAGCACAGGCCCUCAGGGAGCUCGGGGCCGAAGUGGUGGCGGCCGAGCUGGACGACGUCGAGUCUCUCAAGAAGGCCUUCAAGGGCGCCAACCUCAUCUUCAGCGUGACACAGUACUGGGAGCCCUUCUUCCGCCCUGACUGCCGGGCCAAGGCGGAGGAGCUCGGCAUCACCUGCCGCAAGUACGCCUAUGAUGUUGAGGUCCAGCAGGGCAAAAACAUUGCCGACGCUGCGGCCACUGUGGUUGACACUCUGGUGGAUAACGGCUUCCUGGUAUCGACCCUGAGCAGCGCGCGGAAGUGCAGCAAGGGCAAGUUCCAGGACCUAUACCACUUUGACUCCAAGGCCGAUGUGUUCCCCGACUAUGUUGUUCCCAAGUAUCCCGAGUUGGCGGCCAAGAUGUCGUGUAUUCACACCGGCUUCUUCACCACCAGUCACAAUAUCUUGCCCGACUCCUAUUUUGCCAAGCAAUCCGACGGGAGCUUCCAGAUGCGCUUCCCCUGUAACCCAGACAAGCUGGUUCCCCAGCUGGACGUGAACCGUGACACUGGCAACUUUGUGUAUGCCGUCUCCCAGAUGCCGCCUGGAAAGGCCUACAUGGCUGGGGAGUAUCUGAGCUUCAGGGAUUGGGCGGCUGCGUGGGGUCGGGUUACUGGGGCCACCAUCGAGUAUAAGGAGGUGACGAUUGACGAGAUGGUGGCCGAGACUCCUGACAAGGCCUGUGGACUGGAGGUUGCUCUCAUGUAUUCGUAUUCGUCCGAUCCGGGGUACGAUGGUGGGAUGGAGCUGUUGACAGCUGAGGAUAUCCAAAAGGUGAGAACGAGCCCUGCUUUCUUUGGUUUGCAAAUGUGGAAGAAAAAUACUGACCAGAUAAAUCUAGGCGGGCAUCGAUUGCCCGAUCACGACGGUGGAGGAAUCUCUGGCAAAGCAGGACUUUUCCAAGUUUUUCAGCAAAUAAAAAGAGAACAAUAUCAGGUAGCUAGCAAUGACAAGAUCAAGCAAUAA